Messenger RNA from Aptenodytes forsteri (emperor penguin), 1937 nucleotides. RefSeq names its product testis expressed 9 (gene TEX9). NCBI's taxonomy places the organism in Eukaryota, Metazoa, Chordata, Aves, Sphenisciformes, Spheniscidae. Bases 1 to 1287 code for a protein of 428 amino acids. The record is from RefSeq and is a predicted model, not a curated record. The transcript is spliced from 12 exons.
AUGGAGAGAUUCAAAUGCAUGGCAGAGGACAAGGCUAAAAACAAUCACAGAAAACUGGGAACAGAAAAUGCAGAGAGACGGCAGCACAAAAGAGCAGUAAAUGGGGUGGAACAGGUGCGGAGACCGCCCGGCGGCUCCCUGCCGCCCGCCGCGACGGGGACCGGUGUGGUGAGCGGCGACUUGCUGGCCAAGGAGGAGGAGUACAAGCGACUGAAUGCAGAAUUAGAAGCAAAAACAGAAAAACUGGUGCGUCAGGCUGAAGAAGUAAUGAAAGGCCAACAGGAGAUACUAUCUAGACCAGUUUCAGUACAGAUCAAGUCACGUGAAGAGGACAGACAGAGAGGUCCACUCUGUCCUGAAGUUUCAUCUCUUACACACUCACAUGCCAAGCUAGCAAACAAGAAGAAAUGUGCUUCCAUGCCCACGGCUCAGAACAGACCGUACUCUGGAAGUAAGGGAAAAAGAACAACUUUAAGGUAUAUUAUACACAUCUUUUUGUUUACAACAAAAAUAAGAAACCUGGAAGUACAAAGUGCUGAUGAUGUUGCAGUACUGGAGGAUUGCAUAGAUUUUUCUUUAGCAAAGACAAUAAGCAAAAUUGAAGAAAAACUAGAGAGAGGAGGCUUACCAGAUUGUCUAGAUGAUGAUAUUAUUCCAAGCGUUGGAAAUGAAAUUGGAGCAGAAGCUCAAAUCAGAUUUCUUAAGGCAAAGUUACGUGUUAUGCAGGAAGAGCUGGAUAGUGUGGUGUGUGAAUGCAGGAAAAAGAACGAUGAAAAUCAGAAUUUAAAAUCUCGGCUUAAAGAUACUGAAGAAGAAAACACCAGACUGCAACGAACAAUCAGUAUGCAACAUUCUCAGACUGAAAAGUACAAAAUGUUGUCACAAGAAGCAAUCAAAAAAAGUGGAGGGUUACAACAAGAGGUCAUUGCGCUAGAAAAGGAAUUGGAGAAUCUAAAGCGUGUACAAAAGCAGGCCGCAAGCAGUCAGAGUGCAACAGAGGUUCGCUUAAACAGGGCCCUGGAAGAAGCAGAAAGGUAUAAAGUGGAGCUGAAUACACUGAAGCAAAGUAACAAGGAUGUAGCUAACCAAGAACUCAAAACAAUUGAAGAAUUAAAAACAGAAAACAAGAAACUGCAGAAACAAAAAGGAGAGCUAAUGACAGGUUUUAAAAAGCAAUUGAAGUUAAUUGAUAUUUUAAAGAGACAAAAGAUGCACAUUGAAGCUGCUAAAAUGCUUUCUUUUACUGAAGAGGAAUUCAUGAAAGCUCUUGAGUGGGGAAAUUAUUGAUUCCAUAAAAAAACCAACUUCUGUUUAAAAUACAAGUCAGAUGGUACAUUAUUUUGGCACUUUAUAUGAAUGCUUGUUAAUAGUUAAUAACUGUAUAUCCCAGUGAAUUGAUUUGUUGAUUUUACUUACGUUUAAAUCAUUUAACUUUUAUAAGCCUGAUAGCUUGUGUUGUAAUAUCAUAUGAAAUACAAAUUUCUACUGAAGUUUCAGGUCAAACUGUCCAUUCUGUAAUGAGUGGAGAAGCACAGAGCGUGCAAGGAAUAUUCCAACAAGUGAACUUUGUUACCAGUUACAGUUUGCUCUGUUUUAGUAUUUAAAACUACACCUUAUCUAAGGUAAUAUUCAGUCCAAAGAAGUCAGGGUUUAGUCUCGGAAAAUUCCUUGUUGCGACAGAAAUAAAUCAACCAGUGAUCCAGUUGAGAAGAAAAUGUCAUGUCCUUUUUGAAACGCGUGGUUGGAAAAUCGGCCUUGUCUGUUCUCUGUAACAGAUCUCCCCUCAAAGCUAGUUGGUCUGGCAUCUAAUUUAAGCACCAACAGCUCUUUUAUAGAAAUGAUCAUAACUUGUUUUAGCUAUAACAUCUUACACCCUUGGCUGGCAAAAAAAAUACAUGAGACUUGCCCCUCACUAUCCAGAUGGACUCCACAAUCUG